Molecule: messenger RNA, 1731 nt
Organism: Uranotaenia lowii
Lineage: Eukaryota; Metazoa; Arthropoda; Insecta; Diptera; Culicidae
Exons: 2
Coding region: 215-1606 (463 amino acids)
Source: RefSeq, a predicted model, not a curated record
GUUUCGUUUAAUUUGUUGAUGCAUCAUGAACGGAAUUUAUCCGGGAAUGAACUCAAGCACGUGCGUUGCUAACAUUGAACAGACCUAAUAAUCGCAGAUGAACUCUUUUGUUAUCACGCGGGGAAUGUUUGCCGAAAUAGUGCUUCCUCCUCACGGCAGUAUUAAAUUUGUGAAGUACUUAUGAAAACCCAUUUGAAAGGAGCUCCAAUACAUUAUGAGUUUUGAUCAACUGCCACCGGAGAUAGUAGAUAGGAUAUUCGAUUUUCUGCCGCCCGAUCGUCAAAGGGCUUUUUCAACAGUGCUCCUACGAUGGCAUUUGAGGGUAGCUUGGAAGGCCGUUCUAUCUCUAUCGUAUCUGGCCGUUCGAUAUGGCGGGCAAACGGAGGAAUUGACCAACGCAACACGAAGAUACCGCAACUUUAAGAUAAGCUCGUUACGGUCCCAAAGUGAUUUCGAUCUGCUGAGAGAUCUUGUCCAAAUAAGCAGUGAAAGGUACACGGUACACAAGUUCUGUUUCGAGUUUGUGACUUGUGACUUUUUUGAGCAGAUGGUUCGAGAAUUUCAAGACUGGUUUAGUACAGCAGUAGUUUUGAAAAUCCAGCUCAACGAUAAUGAGAGGUUUCCAAGUGAAGUCCUGUCGAGUUUCAAGUUCGUGCAGGAGUUACAUCUAAACAAUCUCUCGGAUUCUGCGGCAGAUUGGAGUUGCGUAUGGGAUAGCAUGAAGGCACUCCGCUCACUUACGGCCUACAUGUGUUGGAAUUUCAGCGACGCUGCCCUUGAAUGCUUUAUUGCAUCAGUUUGCAAGAAAUGCAAAUUGUUGAAGGGUUUCACGAUUUUUGCCACCGAUUGUAUCAAUGUAAGCCCGAUCGCCAAAUCGUUGAUAAACUUAGAGAAACUAGCCCUGGUAGGAAUGAUGGUUGCUCUCGAGCCAUCUACUUUAGUAUUUCCAGCACUUCGAGAGCUUCAUCUUGAUCUGGAAAUAUUUCAAUCGGAUGAGAUUUACCUAUCACUGGAUGCUCCCAAGCUAGACUACCUCAGAAUACCCAAGAAGAAUAUCCCGCAUAUUCACUUUUCCAACAGCACAAAAUUUACUCGCCUUACCACCUACGGGGAUUGCAUGGAAACGCCUUACCCUUGGUUUCUGGAGACGGAGGAACUAAAAACAACAAUUCACGAACCGUCAAAUCAGGAAGCAAUCCUUACCGAGAUGAAUCUCUUUCCGAAAAUGGCACGGCUAGCGGUUAAAAUCAUGUCUAAGGAAUGCACAACCCACGUGCCGAGUGCGUGCACAUUCCAGAACAUUAGGUCCCUUUACAUUAAUAAUUUCAUCCUGUCUAUGAACUUUUUCGUACAAAUUGCCGAAAUGAAACUGCUCGAGCGCUUUAUCAUCGAGGAGUGUAACUUUCUGUUGGAUGUCCACAACACCGGUCUGUUAGAUCUCUCGCAGCUGCACCAUUAUCGCGUGAAACGCGUUUCGAUGCCCCGGACAGUAACGGUAUUUCCCGUGAUCGCCAGCGGGCAACCUCCGAUCGUGCUCGUCGAUCGAUUGCGCACACAUCUCUGGCGCGAUGACUUCUACAACGUGUUUAGUUCCCAGUGGGAUUGAAGAGUCGCCCUGGUUCAGCCUCCCUCGUAUAUAAUUGUUCAUGCUCCCAUUGCUGUGUGAAGGUUUGUUGUCGAAACAGUUGUCUUGUUAUGUCAGUAUGAAAUAUGAAUUUCGAAUACUUUUCA